GCCUUUCUCACUUUUCCAUCUCCUGUUGUCAUCGUAAGGUUUUAAAGUACUGAGAUCUUUGCAGCAAACUCUGCCUCAGUUUGGGGUAGUCCUGGGCUAUAGUAUCCCAUGAGUUGAUGUGCCAUUUUUUCAAGCUGGCCUUGAAGACAUCCUUGAAACAUUUUCUCUGCCCUCCUCUUGAUUGUAUGCCUUGACAGCUGGGAAAAUAAAACUUUCUUUGGGAGUCUGGGGUUAGACAUUUGGAUGAUGUGGCUGGCUCAGCAAAGCUGAUGUUGGAUGACAUUACCUCAACGCUUGUGGUGGUCGCUUGUGAGAAAAUGCUAAUGUUGGUGCCUGUUUUCCCAGUGGAUUGAUGGUACUUCUCCAGCAGCUUGAAACAUCUGUACGUUGUCCACAUCUCAGCUUCGUACAGUAAGAUGGAGAUCACGAUGGCUUGAUAAGCCUCGAGCUUAGUUUCGGAUCUGAUGUCGCAAUCUUCGAACACCUGUUUCCUUAGGCAUCCAAAGGUUGCACUUGCACACUUGAAAUGAUGUUGGAUUUUUUUUGUCAGUUAGCCUUCUGCAAGAGAUGGCUUCUAAGGUAUGGGAAAUACUUAAUGUUCUCCAAAGUAUUACCAUAAAUCUGAAUUACUGGAGCUAGGGACUCAUUAAGAGCAUGUUGAUGGCAGACUUUAGUGAAUGUUUAGUCCCAUUUUUUUGUGAGCCUCAAUAAAGACGUCAGGGGUUGCCUGAAGGUCUGCUUCCAAGUGAGUGCACACUACAGCAUCAUCAGCAUACUGGAGCUCAGUGAUUGAGGUUGGAAUGGUCUUGGUUUUGACUGGGAGUCAGCUGAGAUUAAACAGUUUAACAUCCAUUCUGUAGUUUUGCUCCACUCUGACUGGAAGUUUAUUGGUGGUCAGAUGUAGCCUUGCAGCCUUGCUUAACUCUCAUCUUAACCUCGAAGGGAUCUGUGGUAGAUACAUUAUUAAGAAAUAAUACAUAUGUGCUAGGACAGCCACAAAUGUACUGUCAUGUGUACCUUUCCAGUGUACCCCUUACCUCAAAAAUCUUGUCCCAGACAGUAGGAGAAAUAGAAUAUGAAUGAUUUCAGACUACAUGCGUGUUUUGAAUCAGUUCCAUGUCUGCCUAACAGGAAAUAGAUUGUGCAGGUUUCAAGUUUGAUUUAGAGGUGGAGGGUAGCUUAGGGGGAAGCUUAGGUGAGCGAAACAUUAGCUGCAUGUAACUUCAACGCACAGCAGUAUUAAAAUGGAUGGUCUACUUUUAAUUUUUAAAUUGCUUAGUGUGACUUCUAUGCCAGUGUGUCAAGCAGCCCUAGGUGUUAUGAUGUCUCCUAUGCGCAUUUGCUAGUAUUAUGAACCAGCUGCUCAGUAAUUAGUAGUUUUCUGUGUGCUUAGAAAUGAAUGGAAUCCCAGGUUUUGGGAUAUGUCAGAUAGUUGGAGUCUUGCCCUGUUAAGGGUGAAGAUAGUUUAAAUGCCCUUUUCACUUCUUGAAAAACUAGAGGGCUAGCUUAAAAAUGGUAAUACAGGCACUCCUCACUUAACGGAGUUCCGUUCCUGCGACUAGGUCGUUAAGCGAAUUGGUCAGUAAGCAAGGAGCCGCCCCUUGAUACUGCGUGCCUUGGCUUGAGACGCUGCGCUGCCGUUUCCACAAUACGUUUCAUAUAAUACCGACUGCUCGGAGAGCUGGUUGUAAGUCCGCGCGGUCGUUAAACAGAAGUGGAUGUUAAGUAGCCACUAAACGUGUAUAGGCUGCUCCUUGAUAGAACUGAUAGACGCCUGUCAGGAUGUUUCUGCGCUUGCUGUCAGAUGGGCGGUGGUGGACAGCCAGCUCAAGGUGGAGAAAUAUGGCCAGCUCUCGGAACAGUGCCACAAUUGCAACAGAGCCUCACUUGAUCUCCCUGCCAGCACAGGCACAAGUGGUAGUCUGUGGCGGUGGAAUCAUGGGCACAUCAGUGGCAUAUCACCUUGCCAAGUUAGGCUGGAAGGACAUAGUCUUACUGGAGCAAGGCAGGCUGGCUGCUGGUACCACUCGUUUUUGUGCUGGCAUUGUGAGCACUGCCAGGCAUGUGUCCAUAGAGCUUAAGAUGGCUGACUAUUCAAGCAAGUUGUAUCAGCAAUUAGAACAAGAGACAGGAAUAAAAACAGGGUAUAUGAAGACCAGCUCUAUUUCACUGGCUCAGACUCAGGACCGACUGAUCUCCCUGAAACGCAUUGCUUCAACACACAAGGUAAUGGGGAUACCUUGUGAAAUCAUCACCCCAAAGCAAGUGGCACAACUACACCCACUAAUUAACAUUCACGACCUUGUGGGGGCUUUAUAUAUGCCAGAGGAUGCAGUUGUAUCAUCUGCCGAUGUGAGCCUUGCUCUGGCAAAUGCUGCCUCUCGGAAUGGUGUUCAGAUCCAUGACAGGACAAGCAUCAGUCAUGUCUUGGUCCAGAAGGGACAUGUGACUGGAGUUGAGACUGACAGAGGGCAGAUUCAAUGCGAGUAUUUUGUCAACUGCGCUGGCCAGUGGGCCUAUGAGCUGGGUCUUUCCAGUGAGGAACCAGUCAGUAUCCCACUGCAUGCCUGUGAACAUUUUUACCUCCUGACGCAUCCCUUGAAGAAACCUCUAGAGAGCAGCACACCAACCAUUGUGGACUUAGAUGGUAGGAUCUACAUUCGCAAUUGGCAAGGUGGCAUCCUCUCUGGGGGCUUUGAGAAGAACCCCAAGCCCAUCUUUACUGAGGGCCGGAACCAGUUGGAGAUUCAGAACCUGCAUGAAGACUGGGAUCACUUUGAGCCACUGCUGAGUGCCCUUCUCCGUAGAAUGCCAGGCUUGGAGGCUCUGGAAAUAAUGCAAUUAGUGAAUUGCCCAGAAUCCUUCACACCAGACAUGCGGUGCAUCAUGGGAGAGUCGCCCACUGUACAAGGCUAUUUUGUCCUGGCUGGGAUGAAUUCUGCUGGAAUCUCUUAUGGUGGGGGAGCAGGCAAAUAUUUGGCUGAGUGGAUGGUAAAUGGGUAUCCGUCAGAAAAUGUGUGGCCCCUAGACCUAAAGCGUUUUGGUGCCCUUCAGAGCAGUCGCACCUUCCUCCGUCACCGUGUCAUGGAAGUUAUGCCCCUCAUCUGUGAUUUGAAGGUUCCCCGUUGGGAUUUCCAGACUGGCAGGCAGCUACGUACAUCCCCUCUGUAUGAUCGCCUGGAUGCUCAGGGAGCUAGAUGGAUGGAAAAACAUGGAUUUGAGAGACCGAAGUAUUUUGUCCCGCCUGGGAAAGAUCUACUGGCUUUGGAUCAGAGCAAGACCUUUUACAAGCCAGAUUGGUUUGAUAUUGUGGGCUCUGAGGUCAAGUGCAGCAAAGAGGCUGUCUGUGUCAUUGACAUGUCAUCUUUUACCAAGUUUGAAAUAAGUUCCACAGGGGGUCAGGCGCUGGAGGUUCUUCAGUACCUUUUCUCGAAUGACCUGGAUGUUCCAGUUGGACAUAUCGUGCACACAGGCAUGCUAAAUGAGAAAGGAGGUUAUGAGAAUGACUGCAGUAUUGUACGCUUAAACAAACGCAGCUUCUUCAUGAUUUCCCCUACUGACCAGCAAGUACAUUGCUGGACGUGGCUGAAGAAGCACAUGCCCAGUGACAGUAAUCUGUUGCUGGAGGAUGUAACCUGGAAGUACACUGCUCUCAAUCUCAUUGGCCCUCGGGCUGUGGAUGUCCUGUCUGAAUUGUCCUAUGUCCCAAUGACUCCAGAACACUUCCCCUCUCUCUUUUGCAAGGAGAUGAGUGUGGGAUAUGCUAAUGGUAUCCGUGUGAUGAGCAUGACGCACACAGGGGAACCUGGAUUCAUGUUAUACAUCCCUAUAGAGUAUGCGCUGCAUGUGUACAAUGAGGUGAUGAGCGUGGGACAGAAGUAUGGCAUCCGGAAUGCUGGCUAUUACGCACUCCGCAGCUUACGCAUCGAAAAGUUCUUUGCAUUCUGGGGCCAGGAUCUGGACGCCUUCACGACUCCCAUGGAAUGUGGGCGAGAAUUCCGCGUAAAACUGGAGAAGGGGACUGACUUCAUUGGUCGGGAUGCACUGAUGCAGCAGAAGCAAAAUGGUGUGUAUAAGCGCUUCACCAUGUUCAUCCUUGAGGAUCAUGACACGGACUUGGACCUCUGGCCUUGGUGGGGGGAACCCAUUUACCGCAAUGGUUGCUAUGUAGGUAAGACUACCAGCAGUGCCUACAGUUACACUCUUGAACGUCAUGUCUGCCUGGGCUUUGUUCAGAACUUUGAUAAGAAGACUGGGGAAGGGCUAGUGGUAACACCUGACUUUAUCAAUCGUGGCGAAUAUGAGAUUGAUAUUGCUGGACAACGCUUCCAGGCUAAAGCCAAGCUCUAUCCCUUCAGCUCCCUCUUCACACAGCGACGUCGGAAGGAUGAGAUGGAACUGAGCAGCUACCAGGGAAAGUAACAACAUCUGGUUAUGUGCCUCUGAAGCUUGUCACCAUUCUCCUCUGGUUUCUGCUCCUUAUACCUUUUUACCCAUAUGGCUCUUCCUUCUUUUGUCUUUCAGGUUUUAAACCUUUUGGAAAUGUUUAAAUUUUGUAUAUUUUAUAGCUUAAGUUUUCACUUUCCCACCCCCGCAAUCUUUAAUCCUUCUUUAAUCCUUCCUUUGUCAUGCUCCUGCAUAACCCUGUGGCAGAAGCGUGGCAUUGUGUUUCAUCCAAGAGGCCAUAUGGAGUACGUCAGAAAGCUCACAGGGGAGUAAGCAACUUGAAAGGCCAUAUUCCAGUGGCCAUACUCUUUGGAUACUCUUCAAAUCCAGAAUGUCAGAUGUGUGCUGGCCUGUAAUUCUGGCUUCUUUUGUCCCCUUUGGCUGAACUCUUAUGCGACUAGACCCACAGAUUGCAGUGGAGUUGCCAAACCUUUCAUAAUGUGCACGCAGGGCCUGUCUUGGGAGUGCUUAUUAACUGCUUGGUUCCACUGAGAUCCUGCUGACAAUUCUCUUGUUUCAGAGAGGUCAGUUUACUGUUUUAAAGGGGUCAGCAAUAGAGUGAUCAGCUACCUCACUGGCAUAAAACGCAACCACAGCAUAAUGUGAGCAGCAGUGAAGUUACCAGUUUUGCUGGGUUCCAGCUGGUCCUGCCCCUCACUUGUCAUCCAUCCCGGCAGGGCUGUGGGGCCCCGGGGUCGGAUCAUCCUCUUCCCCACAAGGGAGUGACUUGAACGGUUUUGGUCAUCAGGCUACUGAAAUAACAAAAUUGGUUUUGAUAAGUUUCCCCCCACCCCCUUGGUUUGGGACACUGAAAAGGAUUGACUUUUUCUGGGCAAGUGAAGAUCAGUAUGUUUGCUCUACCAAGAGGCAGGCCUAUUUUGUUUUGUUUAUUUGGUUUUAAAAAAAAAAGUCUACCUCCAACAAAGAUAGACACCAGAUUCUUUGCUAUUCACAAUAGUGUUUUUUCUUUCUCUGGUUUUGCUCUGUGACUGCUGCAGCAUACUUCACUGAUUUAUGCAAUAAGCAUGAGUUUUUGAGAUCUCCAGUGGUUUGUGAAAUUAAAGCAAAGAAAAGGAAGGAGUCUUGCAUUUUCAGCUAGUGGGGAGGGGGUCAGCCAGCAGCAGCAUGUUGCCAGUCACUUUAAAAUUAGAGGAGGAGGACAUAAGAUUGGUCCUUGGAAUUUAUUCUUGGAGCACUGCACAGGCAAUACUCUACUUCUGACUGGAGGAAGGGUCUAUCUCCAACUUCCUCUGACCCAGGAAGAAUUGUUUCCUGUCUCUCAUCAAAUCUAUACAUUUCUGUCUGUCUUCUCAAAAUAAUAAUUCAGCUGAAAGUUGUGGGCUCAUAUGCCAGGCCCAGAGGUUUUAAAAGAAAAUGUAAUCUUCAAAUUGAUCGGCACCAGCAAAACACAGCACAGACACUCACAUGGACAUAACAGAUUCUGGAAGUGGUAUCCAAGCACUCAGAACCUAACAGGCAUGCAUUGAUUAUGAAGAACUAAGAUAGAAUGGUGAGAAAAGGGAUGAAGGAUGUUAAACUGUAUUGGGAUUCAUGAUGAAAAGAAGAGGCAGUCUAGCCUGGAGGCGGGACUUCAGUUUACUUCCUGUGAAUAUCUGUUUCCUUUCCCCAAGGAAGCCCUCUGGGCUGAACCUGUCAAAUUUUUAAAUAGCAUUUGGGUUUCCUUCAGAAUAAUAUUAUUUUAUUUAUAACACAUUUCCUUCUUUCAGGAUUCCAGAGUGUUUUUAAGCUUACUUACAGGAAUAAAUUGUCUAAAGUUUAUACUUCAGACACCUCAUGAGUAUAAUAUAAAUAAAUGUCUGUUUGACAGGUCACAGCAAAUAGUAAGGUACAAAACAGGAGUAGAAUACUGCAUCUGAUUAAUACAAUUUACGUAAUUUGACCAGUAAUAUUGGUUGUGAAGUUUGAACAUACUGGGAUUUGCUCUGUAUUUCAUCUAAAAGUUUCACAAGGUUUCUAUAGCAAAUGAUCAGAAUCUUUGUUUCACAGCCCCUCCAGUGGCAUAAUAAAUGCAUACAGAGUUUUGUUCAGAACUGCUAUAGAGGACUGUCACCUUAUGAAUCACCAGUGUUAUGUUCUGUAGAAUGCUUAACUCUCUUUGGAGGUCUCCCACUGAAAUAACACUCAGUCCUGACUUGUUUCGGUUCGAUAAUCAUACUGUUGACUGAUGAGCCAGGAUGAAGUUUUACCACUUGGCACCCUGCAAUACUCAGAGAAAAGUCUUAAAAACUUUCCUCUUAUUUAGCACAAAGACACUUUGUGUGUGGGAAUGCAUCAGCCAUUCUGUGCAAGAGGGACAGUGUAAAAUAUUGUACACAAUAAGGGAGAACUGAAUUAGCAGAGUAUAACUACCCAAGUUGGUGUUUGGUCAGAACGCCGUUCAGCUGCUUAUCUGGAGUGACAAGGCAACACUUUAACGUAACCAUAACGAAAGAGUAGUGGACGAUUGAAAACAAACUCCUAACCAAGGCUAACCUCACCUAAAUCAAUGGAAAAUUACUCUUGAAAGUCAGAAUAAAACUUCACUGGUGUAAAUUACAUCUGCUUUAGGUGUUUCCUGUCUGUAUCCAUACUGAAGUAGCUGUUUGCUUAAGUAGUGAGUGUUAUCACACCUUACUAUGUACAUCUACCCUUGGAUAGUUGCAUAUCCAUCCAUUCCGGAUCCUGAUGUACAUUAGUAUAAAAAACAGAUGUAAAUUAUGCCAGGGUAUGUGUUCAUCAUUCUGUGCCCAUGACAAAACCUGGUUCAGACUACAGCUAAAACCAGUAGCUUAGUAGUACUGUGCCCUCAUUGCUUUGCCAUGCUUUUUAAGCAAUAUUUUAAUUUUAAUCCUGUUUUUCCCCUUUCAUAAGUACAGUUCUCUGGCCCUAUAGAAUCUCUGUGGGAAAACAUUUUAAAUAAGAUAUGGCUUCCAUAGCCUCAGACAGGUCAGUAUCUAUAAACCUGUCUAUUAAAAAAAGUGACUUGUGACCUAACCCUCUUCAAGAGUUCAUUUCCACAUUGCUCCAAAUCUGCUUAAUCUGACAGUACCAGCAUAAAGGAAUAAAAUACUUUGUAAUGGUAUCCCACAAAUAUAAUUCUGUCUGGGUUGCUCUGUUCUUGCUGAGAUUGCUGAGGUUAAGUGUUAAAUUCUUACUAUUUUGAUCCUAGAAGUGAGAUAUGGUUUGGCCUGUAAUACUAGCUCUGGCUUCCUCUCUCAUUACCAAUUCUCUCCUUUCUUUACCUCCCCAACUCUUUAGAUACUGUUCAAAUCUAGUUUGGUUUUUUUCUUGAUAGAUAUUUGUCUUUUGUGCUGCUGCUGAUUAAUUUGACUUUGGCAACUUGAAUCCCAGCCAGAGAGACAGUGGAUUUUAAACUACACAACCAGGCACUGAGGUCAAAGACUGAAGUUGUGGCUUUUCCAUAAAGUUUUAAUACCCUUAAAGGGAAAUGGCAGUUUGUUUGUUUGUUUGAUUCAUAUGUAAUCAUUCUAAUCUCUGUAUUAAUAACAAAAGGUAAAUUACUAAAGGAUUUUAGAAGUUGUUUUUGGGACUUGUGCAUGAUCCAUUCCUAAAACUCUUAAUGGAAAAAUAAUCUGAAGUGUGGAAACUGCAGCAGCUUUUGCAUUUCCAACUAUUGCCUUUGGGCAGACUUAGUAUUUGUAAAUGAUUUGUUGACCCCCACUCCAGCCAGCUCUUUUCCAGAUCCCUUUAUUGGUCUGUUUCUGCAUCAAGCUUAAACUCUUUAGUUUCAAGAGUCUAGAUCGCUCUUGCCAAUACCUAUAACUCAGCCUUUAUCUUUUUCUAAACCUCCUUCCUCAUUCCCAUGAUUUUUGCUUAAUCCUUCUGGACUCCACAUCUAUUUUCAUGCUACCCAUAGUCCAUCUGGGCCCUGCAAUCUGUUACCUAUCUUGGCUUGCCUUCCAUUCGUCUGUCUGUUUAUGCUUUGCAUUAAUUACUGUGUUCUCAGGGAAUCGCAUCAUCCUUGUCCAUUUCUCCCUCCUCAACCUGUUGUCAGUUCUAGUAAACAGAUGGCAAGUUCUCUGGUCAAGGAGUACUGCUUCUGAGGUUUUUUGUAUGAAGAAUUACUUUGCAGGACACAUGCUGAAUUGUAAUGAUGAACGCAGACAGAAUUAGGACAGCGUUAUCCAGGAGACGAGAACAAGCAUGAUCUCCUGAUACCAUUUUUUUUUCCUACCAACUUGCAUUUAAAAAAAAAAAAAGAAGAGGGAAAAUCAAGCAAAAUUGGGUGUCAUGGUGGAAAUAUAUUUAUGUAAUGGAGUACUUGAAGCACCGAUUUAUAUGUUAUUGACACAUUCUAGUGAGAAGCGCCUAAUGAUAAAAGCACAAUGUCAGUAUCUUUAAACCUGUCCUUUUGUCAUGCAUUUGCUAAAUUUAAUGGCAUGGUUUUAUUUUAAUAAAAGCAAACACUCUACAAAAACAAACCAGUUUCUAUAUGAGACACAGGAAAGCUUGCAAGUACAAAAGUUUUUUCUUAUUUUUAAAAAUAAAAUUAGGAUCAUGGUGAGUACAACAAAAUAUUCAUAAAUUUGAGAUUUCUGCCAUCUCAGGUUAUUUUUCUAAUGUUUGUUAUAGCGCCUAUGGAGGCAACUAAUUUGGCUAAGCUUUAAAAGGUGUUCUGGUUUAAAUAAAUUCUCAAGACAUUGUAGGGGGAUGUACUUAGAAAAUCUUGCUUAAACAGUUGAAUAUUCAAAGCUUCACUCUUGGUGUGUUGAAGGUCCUUAGUAGGUAUAAUCCUUGCUGAUUUUUUGAUGGAAGAAAUGCAUUAAAUUAUUCUAAAUGCCUCAAUGAUUUAGGUUAGGUGCUGUAGUGAUAAACGUAAUGACUGCUGUUUACUUAAAAUCCAUGUACAGUACUUGGGGAACAGGCAGAAAUGUCAGCAGGGACUAUUAAGCAAACACUUCAGUGCAGUGAAAAUUACCAGAGUGCUAUUUGUUAAUCUCCCUUUGCUACAGAUGUGGAAUUGUGCAAAAGCGCUCACAGAAUAAAAUCAGUAGAGAAACAUCUAGCUAGCUACACAGUCCGUGUAUUUUAAGCAUUUACCUCUGCCUGUGUGCACUCAUUUCUUUCCUUUUUUCCCUGUAAGUGGAAUUAUGUGGUUAAGGAAGGUGUAACCCUUGUUUCUGGUAUUGUAAUUAAAGGAAAGCAUCUGCUGCAUAGAGCCCACCAGUGCCUCAUUACUUACCAGAGUUUAGAAAAGAAAAGAAAAUCCUUCCCCUGAAUGCUGGGGAUCAGGAAAUUCAGAAGUUAAGGUUUUUUUCAGGAGCGUAAACUUGACUGUGGAGCACUUCUGUCCACUUACACUUUCUGGCAGCUUAUGAAUAUAACUUACAGAUGUCUCGACUCAUUUGUAUUUAUGGGGCACAUCUACAUUACAUUUCUUCGCUAGGCCUGCCACCAACAAAAUAAGCCUCACCCACUCACUCCUACUUGAGAGUGCUUAAGAUAAGCAGUUCAACUAUAGAGGUGGCUCAGAGUCGCCUGAAUGUCUUCCUUUCCCCACUGCACCCCACCCUCAGCUCAGUGCCAUUCGCAGACUCUUCCAGGACUGAGAGCAAGUGUGAUGCCUCAACCCCUGUCUGCUUUUGGGAUGCUCCAGAGCUGUUCACACAAUUUAAUUGCUGCUCUUGGGUGCUUCUGAGUGAGAAUAAAUAAACCAGAGUUUAUAUUAUCAGCAGGAGAGCCUGGUUUGGAAGAAGUGUACAUAUGUGCUUAAUGUUCCACUUUAUGGCAUUACUGAUGAGUAUACUUAUACUGGAGUUGUAAUAUGAAGUAUUUAGUGUUUCUGUACUGCAGGCAUAAUAGCAACCAUCUAAGAUGGCCCAGUUUUAGGUACAAAUACCAUAGUCUCUUUACUUAUAAGAAGGUACAGUCAUCAAGGACAUAAUGACUGUGUUGGUAAGAGACACUGAAGAAAGGUAUGUAUGAUUAUUAUCAGUCAGCUUCCUGAACAAUUGAAUUUGACACUACAGCCAGCAAAUAAUUGAUCUGUGUGAUUGUGGCAGACUUGAGUAGCAGUGAUUUAGGCCAUCAUGAUGAGGCAUGAUCCUGCUUGUUGUGUAGAAGUACUGAAGCCAGAGACUGUGCCAUCUCAGUGACAUGGGUAAGAUCCUUUUUACACUGCAGUGUGUUAAAACAUAUUGGGGCCAGCAGGUUUUCCUGCCAGCGCCUAAGUCUAGCUCUUCUGAGUUCAUACCUUUUUGCUGUGUGUUGGAUUCUGCUGUUAGGAUUAUAUGUUCAUGUGAGCUUAUCUCUACCAGGUCUCAUACUGGUAGAGCUCUGGUAUUGAUUGCUGCCAUGGGUAUAGACAGCUCAAUACAAACCUUUUCAGAGGGUUACAUGCAUCUGGGUUUUCCCCAGCAUGUCCUCCUUUUUGGGUCAUCUGAUAUCUGUCCGGGUGAGUUUUUGAAAUCUGAACAAAUGUCCAGGAUUUUGCUCUGCUCCGCUGGCAGGAGUGGGCAGUGGGGAGCUGCGCAGCUGGGCUAGUGGCACUGGGGGCCAGUGCCCAUGGUCGUGGGGGCAGGGUGCUUGUGAGACUGCUUGGGAGAGAGGGGGCAUAGCCAGGCCACCUUGCACAGUGCACUAACCCAGCCUGGGAUAGUGGGUGCUACAGGCAUUCCCUCCAGCCUAUGCCCAGGCUGGACUCACUGUGCUGCCACCCGCACGAGCCACAGCUGCUGCACUCUGGCCCAUUUGGGACUGGGGCAGCUGGGGGCCCCCUCCAGCAGACCAUGAGGGCUGUGGGUCAGGAGUGAGGGGCCCGGGUGGGGAGUGAGGGGCCCUAGGGGGUGGAGGGCUGUGCUCACCGGGUGCUGCUGGGCAGAGGGGCGAUCCCUAUUGCCCCAUGCUGCAUGGAGGGCUCUGCACGCCCCCCCAUGGGUGCCCUGCCUGGGUCAGCUCCAGCCCUUUAAGAAAAAAACCCCAAGAAGAGCCCUGGGAUUCACUGCUCCUGGUGUGGCCUUGGGGCUUCGAGAACUCGUGUAGAGCCCCCUGCGCAGCAACGGGGAUCACCCCCCAGCAGCAGGAGCAGUAUGUCCAGGGGUUUUUUAGGGUUUUUUUUCUGAAAGGGCAGUUGGCCUGGGCAGGGCUCCCAUGGUGGGGCUGGGAGACCAAGGGGGAGGCUCGUGCAGAGCUCCCCGUGCAGCGUGGGGCAGUGGGGGGCUGCGGGGGAUCAUCCCCUGACAGGCAGCACCCACUGUGUCAGGGCUUUUUUUUUUUUAACAAGUGCCGGCAGCUGGGGCAGCCAUUGCCAGACUAGGAGAGCCAAAUCUCUGAAUUAGAUUCGGCUGAAUCUAAUCAGGAUUCGAAUCGGCCGGAUCCGAAGCAAAUACUAGCCGCUUUGUGCAGGCCUACUUGGUAAGAAUCUUCUUGUUUUUAAGGUCUGACUGGAUCAUCAUUUAUGUAACAUCUUUGUUAGGAGGCCAUUUCUUUUUUGCCCCAGCUCCCUGAUAACAUUAACAGCUUCUAGGUUUGGCAGACCCACAUCACUACUACUAUAGCCCAUGUUUUAAGGGGAACUAAAGGGUGCAGCAUAAGCACUUCCUCUUUCCCUGGUUAUUGCCAGAACUGCACUGUCUACGACAUGAGACGGAAUGAUUCUUUGAGCAGACUGCCACCAUCUGAACUCUGUAUAGAGUUAGGCAUCUCAUUUUGUGUGGCAUUCUUAGGGUGCGUGCGAGAAUGAAAACAAAUUUUUUUGCCCAUCAAAAAUGUCAUCCUUUUAAAAUCUACAUUUUUUCCUCCAAGGUACUGAGUUUAAAGGGCUGGGUAGAAACUUUUUUUCAAGUUUUUAAAAUGUCAAGCUUUUCUACUACAGGGCAGUAGUUUUGAAGCUGUGAAAACAUUGAUAAUAGUGCCAACAUCGAUAAUAAACUGUGAAAACAAUACAUAGUGCCUUACACCCAUGAAUGUCGUGCAAUGGAUGCAACUGAUGCAGGACAGACCUACAGCCAACUACAUUAGCACUUGAAUUCCCCAUUCAUUACAAACCACUUCAUCUUUUCUUCCAAAGAGAGUGAGCCUCCUAAGGUGAAAAUAAACUGGCCGUUUCCAGAACAAAUAAUUAUUUUAACCCCUUUGAACUCUGUGAAUGUAAUAAAAUAUAAUUAUCACUAUAAAAUACUUUCCAAUGUCAUCUUUUGUGUAGAGCAGCGGUCUCAUCUCUGUUUAGUUGUUAAAAUACAGAAGAUGCUAAUAACAAGCCAUUUCAUGUGGGGGACAUAGCUGUUCUCAUGUGCAUAUGAAAAGGUGGACUUGCUGUUCUCCACUGAUGCCAUGUUAUGACCUAGCCUUGUAUGCUGUAUAUUAUGCUUCAUUUCAAUUAAUAUUUUCUGUUUGCUGUUAGUUUAAAUGUUACUAGCCUUGUAUAUUAAUAAAGAAUCAUUUUAACUA
Alligator mississippiensis (American alligator) is the source of this 12855-nucleotide messenger RNA. RefSeq names its product pyruvate dehydrogenase phosphatase regulatory subunit (gene PDPR). Gene Ontology annotation, molecular function: oxidoreductase activity; protein binding. The transcript has 18 exons. Gene Ontology annotation, cellular component: mitochondrial matrix; cytoplasm; mitochondrion. The record is from RefSeq and is a predicted model, not a curated record. Lineage: Eukaryota; Metazoa; Chordata; Crocodylia; Alligatoridae. Bases 1783 to 4422 code for a protein of 879 amino acids.